Messenger RNA from Oryza sativa Japonica Group (Japanese rice), 1750 nucleotides. Its product is annotated as E3 ubiquitin-protein ligase At3g02290. Gene Ontology annotation, molecular function: ubiquitin-protein transferase activity. The record is from RefSeq and is a predicted model, not a curated record. Lineage: Eukaryota; Viridiplantae; Streptophyta; Magnoliopsida; Poales; Poaceae.
CCGCGGCGUGUGUUGGCGAGAGCGAGAAGGCCGCCGGCGAGCAGCCACAGGAGUUCCUCCUCCCCGCAGAAUGCGGCCGCCGGCAAUGGCGAAUCGCCGCCGCCACUUGAGUCCGCCGGAGACCCCGGGGAGCCGUAAAACUCGAGACGAAGAAAAUUUCACCGCUUUGUUUUUUUUCCCCUUCUUGUCUCACCUUACUCUAUUCCAACCCUUCCUUUAUCACUAAAGUUCUCAACCAAAAAAAAAAACUUCCUUUAUUCCUUUUUUUUCUUCUCUCGCGCUCGAUUCGCUUUUGUUUGUUGGGUGCAACAGCAACAAAAUAAAAGAAGAAAAAAAAAAUCGAUCCGCAAAUGCGUCGGCGUUGCGUGCGAGCUCCGAUCUCCUAAACCUCCUCCAAUUCCCUCAACGAAAUCUCUCUCUCGAUCCGACUCUGCUCUCUAUCCGGCCUCGAUCACCCCCACCAACAUCCUCCUCCGAUUCCCUCGCCUUCUCCUUCUCCUCCUCCAACUUCUCGAUGACUUCCACUAUACUAAGCUAGCUAGCCCCCGCCGAUCCCCGCGGGGUUUUAGUUUAGCUCCGCGCCACCCAAUCGCCGCAGGUGAUCUUUCCCGGUCAAGAACUCGCGAUUCGGGGGCGGAUACGGAGGAAGGAAAUCUGUGGUGGAUUCGGAUCGAGCUCUUCGUUUUCUUGCUCUUUGUAUAAAUUGCGAUCAGGGGCGGCGGAAACAAGGGUUCUUCUCUGUCUCUCUUCAUUAGCGCCGGCGACGAGGUGAGGUGAGGUGGUGGUGGAGGCGAUCGAAAUGGGGUCGGUGCUGUGCUGCUUGGCCGACGACGGCCGCCCCGUCUGCUGCUUCCGCCUCCCAUGGCCGAUCUUCAACGCCGCUCACAACCACAACCACAACUCGGGUUCCAUUGCUCGUCCAAGAGCGGAUACACGAGUUGCGCCUGAUCAAGGAAGAAUUAGUCUCACUGCUCCAUCACAGCAUGAUUCGAUGGAUACUUUCCGCUGCCCGCCAAGGCCCUUGCCUUGGGAUGAUCCUCGAUUCAGCCAUCAUACAGAGCAUCACCCACUAGUAGGAGGACAUGACAAAGCUUCAACAACGUUCCACAAAUCUGGUAGCCUUGGAGAAAGCAAGAAUGCUGAUAGCAUAUCUAAUUCCAAAGCUGUCAAGGAUGAUGGGCCUUCCACAGCUGUGAAGGAUGAUGGAUCAUCAGUAAAACACCAUUCAGAUGGUCUGCACAUUGGCAAAGAGCAAGUACAUGAUCUUUUCGACUUUGAGGACGACUGUCCAAUAUGCCUAGAAGAGUAUGAUUAUGAGAAUCCAAAGAUGACAUUACAAUGCAACCACAAUUUCCAUCUUUGUUGUAUUUAUGAGUGGAUGGAGAGAAGUCAAGCUUGCCCAGUCUGCUCAAAGGUAAUGCUGUUCCAUGAGGAUUCAUGAUCAUAAUGCUGCAACGUUUCUGUGAUGUUGGAGAGUGGAGACUCACGGGGACUGGAUCACCUAGAUUUGUGUACAUAGCUUGACGAAAAUCAAAGUCGCUAGAUUGUUUGCUGAAACUUCCAGCGGCGCAAAGAUUUUUUAUUAUUUUUUUGUUUCUGUAGAGCAUAUAAUUCUUUUCUCAUUUUUCAGAAAAAAUUGGUAGCUUGUGUCAAUCCACAUAUCACAUUUCGAUUGGAUGUUACAGAUGCGCGUUUGAGUGAUUGCAUUUGCUUCUGAUGCUGAAAUACGAAACUUCUGAAAGCCCUAGCA